AUGUCCGAGGCUAAGGCACUGGCCGCCGCCAAGGCCCGACCCCACCCGGGCGCCAAGGUUGUCGUACCGACUGCGGCUGCACUGGCGGCUCGUAGCCAGGCUAGGCGGUUGUUGGUGGCGGGGCUGCAGGGUGUGGGGGUGGCGGCGGUGUCCCCUGCACCGAGGGGAACCAUUACCCCGGCGACCUUACUGCUGGCCAUGAGGCUGGAGGCCCGGUUGUACGGCCGUGUACGGCGUGUCAGCAACCCCGCCUACUCCGCCUCCCACGCGGGCCGCUACUGGUCUUCCGUACACUCACUUCACGACUUGCUUCGAAGUGACCCACGGGUCCGUCGUGGUGUGUUGAAUGGCACGGUGCCGCUGGCGGCGGCGGUGGAGAUCCCGGCGGCUGAGCUGCGUGCGCUGCUGUCCAGGUUGGAGAAGGCGGCUCGAAAGGGGUCACUGGAGGGGGGGCCGACGGAGGGACUUGCCAUGCUAGCUGAGAAGGCGCUGGCGGCGGCGGAUGCUGCAGAUGGUGAUGCACUGCACAAGCAGGUAUCCGCUGGAGGGCGGUUGGACGAGCCUGUUCCACUGUUCACGGAGGACUGGCAGCCCGCAGAGCACGGGACUGACCCGCUGUGUGCCUGGCACGUGGCUGAUCCUUGGGUUUGGCCGUACGGCACUGUACUGCACAACGCAGUGGCUCUGGGUCACGUGCGUACGGCAUCAUGGCUCCUGGAGCGGGGUCUUUCGAUUAACUGCCGUAUCAGCCGUUGGGAUCUCACCCCCUUGCAUCUGUGUUGCAUGAGGCCAUGUUUAUGGAAAGCCAACUACCCCUUCCUCUCCCUCUUCCGCAUCCCGGCACGGAACCGGGAAAACAACACGAAAAGCAACAGCAGCAACACCACCACCACCACCAUCACCACCACCGCAAGGACUGGACGAUCCGGGUUUGGCAGAAAGCCGAUUGGCGAGGAGGACGCGGAGCGGGCGCACUACCAGUACAUGGUGCAAACGUCGGGUCAGCUUCCCGAGGUGGUGGGGAGGUGGGACCGCAAGCGGGGGCUGCCCCCGGGGAGCUUCCUCACCGCCACAGACCUGAUAUUUCCCCGUGUGUGUAAAGUGAAGACCAUGAACUUCGAGUGGAAUGUGUUGCUGGGCCCUAUGUGGUUCAGUGUGGAGGAUGAAGCGCACCCAUGCAAGCAAAUAUUCGCCAGUUUACGUAAUCCCAUUGUACGAACUUUGCCAUGUACGGCACCGGUGUCGACAGUGGCGGCGGCGGCAGCUGGCGGUGGAGUGGUGAUGGCGCUCGUGGAGGCCGGGGCCAGCCUGAAGGAGCCGUUGCCAGGCUCUCUGGUGUGUCCGCUGCACAUCCUGGCACACCGCUCCUGCCGCCGGUGGUCGGCAAUCAGUUCCCGAGUUGUAGUACAGCUGCUGUCGUACCAGCCCAUUAUCCCGGUAGCAGAAGUGAUGGCCCGGUGGGAUGAGUGGUGGGGCUGUCCCUUCUCCUGGCUGCUGGCGGAUGCGGAUAACUGCCCCGCGCCCGAGGUGCUGGGGCCGAUGCUGCAGAGCAUGAGGAAGGCGCUGGGGGCGGGACCGGCCCCCCCCCAUGCCGGAGCAGCCGCUACCGCCACCUCCCCGAGCGGCACCGGGGGGGGCAAGGAGCUCCUGGUGCUGGGUAACAGUACGGCGGUCGAUGUUGGCGAAUCCGGAUCUGGAUCCGGAGCCAAACCUGGAUCCGAACCUGUUAAAGAGCAGGAGUACGAGCAGUUCUGGUUGUAUCCGAUGAUCAACCGGGGCCCUACCGUACAUGAGGAGUUCGGGGAGACCGAGGGCGCCGCCAUGCAGCGGAGCCUGACCGCGCAGCUGCAGAUCGUGCAGUUGUUGGUAGGUGCGGGAGCCCGUGUUGACGCCCAGGACGUGUACGGCAGCACCCCCCUGGUGGCCGCCGCCCUCACCUCCAGUCCGCCCGUUGUGGCGCUGCUGCUGGAGAAAGGCGCCUCCGUAACGGUCGUGGCCGACCACGUUAGCACCACUGCGGAGCCGAUCACCGCCGCACGACUGGAUAACCACGUGCGGUUCCGGAGCGGCGAGGUGCUGGGGCCCUUUCUGUUGAUGUUCGAGGGGCAGGAGGGGGCGUGGCGGACCCGCGACGGGAGAGAGGACACACUGCAACAGCAGCAGCAGACGGAGGAGGAGGAGGGGAAGAAGAAGAAGGGGAGGAAGAAAGGGGGUGGCAGUGGAGAAGAAGAAGAUGAGGAGGACAGGGAGGAGGAGGAGGAGGAGGUGGAAGAGAGUGACGGUGGUGGCUCAGACAGUGACACGUCAUCCUCUGGGGGGAGGCCGUGGAGGCCGCUGUACGGCGCGAUGGGAGACGAUCUGCUGGCGGUGCCCGAAGCGGAAUGGAAGAAGCUCCGUCAAAAGAACAAGCUGACGCCCUUGACUGCCGCGGUGAUGCGGCACAUGCGGUACUACAAGUGUGUACGGCACCAGGACCAGACCGGUCCGGGUACGGGUAUGCAGGUGGACGGCAACAUGUCCGUCUAUCACUUCCUGCUGAACAACAGUCUUACUCCAGGAGCUCGACUGAGCAAGCUGGGUGACGGUAUUCUGUACCUGAUUCUCCACCACACGCCGGCGGAGGUGCGUGAGGCGCUGAUGGCCAUCCUGCACGAGGCCACUGCGACCAACGUUGUGGAGGAGAUGCCGCGGACGGCCACCUUGCUGCUGCAGAAGGAGAUGCCGGGGAACCACUACGUCACCUACGCGGACAGGGCGGCUCGUGAGGCGUGCGCCACCUUGUCCCCCUUCACCAUCAGCUCCAUGGACACGGCCAUCCAGAAGGCCCUGAUGCUGGCGCUCAAGGAGGCGGGGCUGGUGGGGAGGGACCCCGGCAAGCGGGCGGAGGAGAAGGCGCGGGCGGCGCAGCUGCUGGGCAGUGGGACUCCGGCCUGGGGGCCUUAUGAGGACGAGGUCCGGCUGCCCGCCGGUGUCACCUACACGGCCGUGGAUGGUUUGUUCCUGUCCAUAUUACCCGGGGAGUCCGGGUGGAAUGUAACGGACCUGUUCAGGCCCCGUAGUUUUGGCUUCCGGCUUUCGUUCGCCUACACCCGCCGUACACUCACAUUGGAGCUCCAUGCGCUGACGUUGAUGCGGACCAUACCCAUUGACAUCGAGGAAGUGGGGUCCGGAGGGGGAGGGGGAGGGGGCGGGGGGAGGUCGACGGUGGAUGAGCCACAGAUGUUGGCGGACAGCAGUGGUGGCGCCGCAGUGGCAGGUACGGCAGCGGCGGGUGCUACACCCGCACCAGAGGGCUGCAGCGCUGACGACACGAGCAGUGGCGGUGUUCGGUCUCGUCGUACGGCUACUUACCCCUCCGCACACACCCGGGCGACUGAGUUUGGCUACUGGAUGCGUAACCCGGAUGUCGUACGGAUGGAGGAGGUUCAAAAGAUGGCUGGCCGCAUGCAGGACGUGGCUCGCAAGGUGGGGGGUAACUGGCGCCAGAUGCCGUCACCCCCCGGGUGGUGGACUACUGGCUGGGUGGACAGGUUCCUGCGCCUGUUCUUGCUGACGGCGCUGACUGACUCGAAGGAAGGGAAGACCAAGAACCUCAAUCUUCAGACCCUGUACGACACGACCGUACAUGGUGAGGAUGACGACGAGGACGAGAGUGACGUUCGAGACCUGGGGGGCCGACCUCUCAGUAAGCAGGACAUUGAGGAGGUGAAGGAGGUUCUGAACAGCCCCCUGUGCCAGAAGAUAUUGGAACAGGUGGAUCGCAACACUAAGGCGGAUUGCAGCUGCAUCAGCUUCACUGCGCAAUGGAAUACACUGGCACACGGACGCAAGUGGCCACUGAGGAGCACCUUUGAGAUGCAGGUGGUCCUUAGGGGGCAUAGGGGGCUUAGGGGGCUUAGGGGUGGGGAGGAUGUGGUCUUGCGUAUGGUGAUGUUGGAGCUGCUGAUGUGGGGGGACGUGUCCCCGGAUGUGCGGCGGGAGGUGGAGGCCAAGUUGCUCAGUCUGGCCUCAGACGCCAACCUGGCUCGCCGCCUGGUGUGGGGCACGUGCCGGGGUCGCCGUGCGGAUGCCCGGACUCUGGCCCUGCUGAGCGGCGUGGUGGAGUUCCAGCCCCUGUUGGUGGAGGUGCUGCUGGAGCAUGAGGCUUCCUGCCAGGCCCUGGAGCGAUGGAGCUAUGAGGAGCAGUUCUGGGCAGUGGUGGGCGGCCCCGCCCUUGAGGACAUGGAGCUGGAUACGUUAUCAGUGCUGCUACAAGAACAACACGACUUUGACUACCGACCCUUCGUACUGCCGUACAAGCCACCUACCCUGGCCGCUGCAUCUGCCGCCGCCGCCGUCGCUGCUGCCAGCACUGAGGAUACUGCCCCCGCCACACCCUCCACCACGGCACAUAUGGCUUACUGCCGUUUCCGCUCCCGUGAGGACUUAGAACGAGCUGUGACGACGCCGUUGGUGAUGUCGGGGGCCCGUAACGGCUACGGAGGUGCCUCCAGGCCGGGUCGCGGUGGGGCGCCCUCGCUGCUGGCGCUGCUGCCGGUGUCCCUGUGGGAGGCGGGGUCUGUGGGCUGGUCCUCCGUGCCGCAGCGCCAUGACUCCGUGGCGCUGCCGUUCUUCAGCCUGGUGUUCAGUCGGCUGCCGCGGGGGCUGCAGCGCGCCGACCCGCAUGCGGCGGGUACGACAUGGGGCUCCGGUGUGCAUGCGGUGGUGCUGCACCGGAGACCAGGGCCGAUCAGGUGGCUGCCCUGGGGCUCCCCCCCGGACGUGACCGAGGAGGCGGGGGUGGAGCUGGAUACCAAUGAUGAUGGCGAGGUGGCGUACCGGGAGUUCCUGCUCGCCUACCUGCGGCACCGGGGAGGGGACUUCCUAGGGCCCAGACUGCUGGCUCCGGAACCACUCACCGCCGACCCCGCGACCUCUCCCUCCACUCAGCAGCGACCUGGCAGUAGCAGGGGGCCCCCGGCAGCUGCGGCUGCUGCCGGGCUGCCGGAUGGGGGGGCAGUAGCAGCAGCAGGGGGGGUUGCGACUGGAGGGGGCUGGCAGCGAGCCAACCGGGCGGUGGCUCAGGGGCAGCUGUCCCAGGCGUUCUGGGACCAGGCGUACGCUCUCAGGAAACUCAGGAAUCGAGACGGGGAGGCGGCGGCAGCAGCACGACAGGGUGCAAGUGUGAAGGCUGAGAGGGCGGCAGCCGCAGCGGCAGGCCCGCCCACCGGUGGCGGCGUGAAGGCGGGCAAGGGGCCCGGGGGAGGCAGUGCGGCGGGUAUAGCAGCUGUACGACAGCUGGGUGCCAGGGCGUUAGGUGCCCUGGGAGGUGUGUUGGGUUUCGGAGCCACCGGCUCCGCCCUCCCCCUCGUGGCACUGGCCGGGCUGGACAACAUCGCACAGGAGGAGCUCAGCGAGGUGCAGAGGUGUGCGUGGAUCGUGUACGGCAACCUGCGUACGGCAGCCAGGUACCUUCAGGACGCGCAGGCCGACGGCUACGUGGCCGCCAGCGGCAAGGCGCUUUCCGGGGUGGUUCACACGGGGUCCGCCAAGGGGGGUGGGGGGGGAGGGGGCCUGCUGGACAGCUCGCCAGGCGGUGGUGGAAGAUCUCAUAUUCGCGACACCACCCUCCUGGAGCUGCUGGUCGACCUGUCCUCCAGCAACCGGUGUGCGGCCCACGGGGAGGUGCUGUGCGAGGGGGAUGAGAAGCUGGUGGGCCCUAUGGUGGGUCCCUCGCCCUUGCUGAGGGGCCGGAGCCUGGCGGAUGUUGUGACGCAGCUGGGGGCUGACUGUGCUGAGGAGGUGGCCACCGCGGUGGGGGCGCUGGCGCUGGACAUUGCCAGCGAGGGGGCUGCGCGGGCGGGUGUGGCCCCCCCCGUGGGGGGUCUGGAUGAGGUGUUUUGUGCGGGUGCACUGCGACUUGCUGCGGAGGAGGUGUGGGCGUUUGUGAUGGACAUGCAGGCCCUGGUGGACCAGGUCAUCUCCCCGCUGGUGGCGGCUGUUGAUCAGAGUGUCCCCAUCAUUCAGAGGGAGUCCAUUAAGACCAUUUUCGGGGACACCAACAUUGAGAUCAUCCUGGAGUACGAGAUUGAGCUGCUCAAGCUGCUCACACGCAGCUGGCGGGCGGGGGCCCGUACGGCAAUGGUGGUGCCCUCGGUGGCGGGAGCCGCCCACUACAUGAUCGGUACGGCACAGAGGCGGCUGGCGGCGUCCCGACUGAGGGCGUUUGGAGGGGAGUUUCCGCCGUCGGCAGAGCAGGAGUUGCUGGCGUGUGUGGAUCGAGAUGAGAAGGGCACUCUGACCGCUCUUCUCCGGAGGUUCAGUCGGCCAGUGAAGCUCAAAGAUGGGGGGCCCAGCAAGAAGGGGGGGAAGCCCUCUACCGCGGGGCCGGGGGCGGGCGGCGGCGGUGAUGACGCUGCAGCGGCCGCAGAGGGUGGUGACGUGCCAGUCGAGGACGUAGACAGCGAUGAGAGCUUCAGUGAGGGCGAGGGAAGCACUGCAGGGAAGGACGGCAAAGGAGGAGCGAAGCAGGCGGUGGAGGGCAGUAGUACAAUGGCGGCAUCGGUGACGGGCGGUGCCACUGGGGGUGGCGGUACGGCAGCGGUGGUGGUGGCAGCGGGAGGUCCUCAGCUGCAGCAGCUGCAGCUGCAGGAGGAGGAGGAGGGGGCUCAGGGGGACAAGGACGGCAAAGGCGGGAGGAGGGACAAGGGCGGCCGUUUCAAGCGGCUCACACACCCGGCUAUUCACCAUGUCAGGCCAUUGCUCAGUGUACGGCAGCUGGCGCGGUACGGUGCGGGUGCUGAGGUGGAGGUGUGUCUCCGCAAGCCCGCUGCCCACCUGGCCGCACUGGCCUUCCUGGCGAACAUUUGCAGGCUGUGGUCGCUGCUUCUCGGAGUGCGGGUGGCCAAGGUGCUGCCCCUGGGGGCGGAUCUACACCCGCUGUUCAAGGUCCCGGGCCCUGGCCUGGGUGGUGCCCCCCGCUCCAGCCCCGCCUCCAUUGCCGAGCACCGUGUGGCAUUCAGGGGUGUGGGGGCUGCCGUACUGGAGGCGGAGGGGGCUGCGGGGAAGCUGGGUAUUGCCCCCACCCUGGGUCAGAGACUGGACAUGUGGAUGGAGAGGAGACUGCUGGCGGGCAACAUGUCUUCCCGCGUGCUGCUGGUGGUGUGUACGGCACUGACGUGUCUGACGUGGCGGGUGGUUCCCAUGCUUUCGGAGCGGCGCCGUUACCUGGAGGACCUACGGGUGGCCAACAACCUGCUGCAUCACCGACAUGUGGUACGGCAGUUGGAGCGGGCCAUCAAUGUACGACCUGAUGAUGACGAUGCCCUGGAUGCCGAACUGUACGAUCUGCAUGUCGCCAUUCAGAAGGCUGUGGAUGCCGCGUCCAGGGAGGUGGACUUUGCCGGUGAGCCGGACAAGAUGUCCCCCAUGGACCUGGACUCGGGGUUCUGGGUGAAGCAGGGGCCCAAGCGGGUGCACAGCCCGGAUGCCCUGCGCGCGGCUCUGAAGCUGGCCGAGGAGAGGACCCUGCACUCCACAUUUGCAGGAGCUCGCCUGAUGUCCAACGCACGUCGUUGCGCCGCCCGUCUGGCUUCCGUACACGCGGGAGGGGCCAGCGGCAAGGGGGGUGCCAAAUCAGGCAAGGGGGGGAAGGGCGGCGGCCGUAAGGACGGCGGUAAGGCCCACAGCGGUGGCGGCGGCAGCGGCUACUACUCGGACGACAGCGAGGAUACGGAGCGGGUGUUGGACGCCCUGUCGGCGCCGGCGAAGGGGAAGCAGCAGCAGCCGCAGCCGCCGUCACAAGCCUCGAAGAAGAAGAAGAAGACGGCGGUGAAGGAUGGAGCGGCUGGCGGUGGCGGGGUGACGGCGGCGGUGCAGCUGGUGAAGCUGCUGGGGGCCAGCAAGCGGAGUGAGGAGGCUGGGAAUGGUAAUGGUGGUGGAAAUGGCGAGCGUAAGUCCGCCUGGGGUGGGGUGUUCGGCGGUGGCGGCAUGGCGGCUGCUGUGGGUGUUGCUCAGCGUGUGAAGCAGUUCGGCGGGGCUCUGCGGCGGGCGGUGAAGAGGCGGGAACACGCGCGGCGCCGGUGGGAUAAGACGUUGUUUCUGGUCAUGCAGUCGGGCGCUUUUGACGAGAAGAACCUGGCUCGGGAUCACGCCAGGGAGGUGACUCGUCUCCGCCGUACAGCCGCCCUGAUGGCUUGGAAGCAGCUGCGGGGUGCCGCUGAUGACAUGUUGAUGGUGUUCGGGGAGGUGGUGUUCAGAGAUGUGGGGGUGGUGUUCGCACUGGCCAUGGCGGGCUUCCUGAUGGCCUUCCCCUUCGUGAUGCUCGGGGUGGCGGUACAGAUAUCCCCGGGUGACCGACACGACCGGCUGCUGAUGGGCAGUCUGGUCGGGUGCUACGUGUUGGUGGGGUUCACGGGUAUGGCCGCUGCGGUGGCCCAGCUGCGGCGGGACCCCAGCCAGCUCAAGGUGUACCGCCCCUCGGAUGUCAUCAGGUUCCCCAACUUCAGGAGGGGGACUGCGCUGUCCAGCUGGAAGGCCCAUUGGGUGAAUGUGUUCGCGCUGUUCACUCUGGUACUGGAGUUCUGGCAGCUGUGCGCCUUCAGCUACCAGCGCAGUAUCCCCUACCCCAAGAAGUCCCUCCUGAAGGCGAUAUUCCCCUGGGCGCUACUGGACCUGGGGCCCGCAGCGUACUUCCUGCAGGUGUUUGCGCUGUUGGCCUUCAUGGUGGUUUGGAUAGCUGUGUUUUUCCCCCAGACCCCCGCGGGGCUAAAGCGGGUGAUUAUGCCCUUCCUGGGGCAGGCGGCGUACCUGACCAUCACCUCGGGGCUGCUCAGCCAAGUGAACUGCCGGCUGUCGGACGGAGCUCUGAUUCGUAACCCCGACAUCACCUGCUGGACAGAUCCACGACAUGUGUACGGCGCAGUGGCAGCGAUGUUGGCCCUGGGGCUCUACGUGCCCCGAGCAACACUCACACCCUUCGAGGUGUUCUUCCCCAGCGAGAAUCUGGACAUCAAGUACCGGGGGUUGUACGUCCGUGUCGUACAGCUGCUGCGGCUGGCAAUGGCCGGCUACAACCUGUUCUUUGCGGACACGUACCCGCUGUCGGUCAUGGUGGCCAACGCGGGAGUGUGCGCUCUCCUUGCCGUACUGACGAUCAUCAUGCGGCCCUGCUGCAUCGGGGCGGUCAACAUAGGGCGGGGAACGGGGUUCGUACUGGCGACCUGGUCGCAGCUGGUAUCCGUGACCACCCUCCGUCUAACCCCGGAGCGGGACAGGCACAUGGACUACAAAACCGGGCAGUUGUACACCCGGGACUGGAGAUAUGUGUACGUGCUGGUAGCGGGAUGGGCUGUCAUUGCGGCAGCAGCGGCAUCAGCCAUACCAGCACCACCACUAUCACCACCACCACCAGCACCACCACCACCAGCCGUAAUGAGGACAACCCGGAGACGGGAAGUGGCGGUGCAGGUAGCGGCGGCAGUGGAGGUGGAGGUGGAGGUGGAGGUGGCCGCGGUGGGGGCAGUGGCGGCUGGAGAUGGCACGAAAGGCACUGAUGCCAAUGAUCGCCGCGACACCGACAACGAGGAUGGUGAUGAGGAUAGGGAUGGAGGUCGGUCUGCUGGUGGUGGUGGUGGUGGUGGUGGUGGUGAUAGUGGUGGUGCUGGUAUGGCUGAUGCCGCUGCUGCUGGUGGUGGUGAUGGGAAGCAGCUGGAGGAUAGCGGAACGAGGCCCUCGUCAUCAUCAUCAUCGGUUAACCGUGUCGGUAAGAAGGGUGGGGCAGUCACACCGGCCAAGGUGGCUCUGGCCGCUGCUCUGGGGCUGCCGGUGGUGGACCGCUCCGUGCUCCGGAAGCUGGCUGAGGAGGGGCUGCUCUCGCCUGCAGAUGAGAUGAGGGCCUUUAUGGCCCGGCUUGUACGGCAAGCAGAACAGCUCUUGAAGGAUGAGGAGUACGACAGUGAUGAUGUCCGAGCUCCCAAGCAUAUCUCGGAUGAAGACAGCGAUUGA
Volvox carteri f. nagariensis is the source of this 9984-nucleotide messenger RNA. RefSeq lists its product as uncharacterized. The transcript is spliced from 53 exons. The record is from RefSeq and is a predicted model, not a curated record. The coding region runs from base 1 to 9984 and encodes 3327 amino acids. Gene Ontology annotation, molecular function: protein binding. Lineage: Eukaryota; Viridiplantae; Chlorophyta; Chlorophyceae; Chlamydomonadales; Volvocaceae.